Molecule: messenger RNA, 2050 nt
Organism: Closterium sp. NIES-65
Lineage: Eukaryota; Viridiplantae; Streptophyta; Zygnematophyceae; Desmidiales; Closteriaceae
Source: the annotation of a GenBank genome assembly
AUGGCAGUGGAAUAUGACACAUCCUCUUCUCCUGAAUUCUUCGACCACCCCGACCACCACGUGGGAGUGAACCUGCACGGCAGCAUGCUCUCUCUCACCUCUGCUCCCGUGCACUCCCUCACUCUUUUGCUCUUCCUCUUCUGCUCACUUCUGCUGCUGCUCUGCCGUUCUGCUGUGCUGCUGUUGCUGCUGCUGCUGCUGCUGCCUCCCCUAUCCUUCCCCCCCCCAUCCAUGCAGCAGCAGCGGAGCCUGGCAGUGGAGUUUGACACAUCCUCUUCUCCUGAAUUCUUCGACCGCCCCGACCACCACGUGGGGGUGAACCUGCACGGCAGCAUGCUCUCUCUCACCUCUGCUCCCGUGCACUCCCUCACUCUUUUGCUCUUCCUCUUCUGCUCACUUCUGCUGCUGCUCUGCCGUUCUGCUGUGCUGCUGUUGCUGCUGCUGCUGCUGCCUCCCCUAUCCUUCCCCCCCCCAUCCAUGCAGCAGCAGCGGAGCCUGGCAGUGGAGUUUGACACAUCCUCUUCUCCUGAAUUCUUCGACCGCCCCGACCACCACGUGGGGGUGAACCUGCACGGCAGCAUGCUCUCUCUCGCCUCUGCCCCCGUGCACCCCCUCGGCAUUCCCGCCCUCAACGCCGGUCAACCCCUCCUCGCCACGAUCCGAUACAACGCCUCCUCCUCUCAGCUCACCGUCUGGCUCUCCCCCGUCCCCCGCUCCUCCUCUCGCUCUGCUUCUUCCUUCUUCGCUCCCCCUCUCCCGCGCUCGGCCGUGCUCACCACAUUCCUGGACACCUGUGAGUGGCUGGGGGGGAACGACCCACAGGCAGCAGCGCCCCCCCCGCCGCUGUUUGUGGGAUUCACAGCGGCCACGGGCAAGGGGGCGGAGCAGGCCCAGGCGCACGAGGUGCUGGGGUGGAGCUUUGAAGUUGGAGAGGCCGAGGAUUCGCUUCCGUUUUGGGCGGCAGACUCGUUCUCCUUCCCCUACAUCACACCAGCCACUCCCCUGCAGACACUCAUACCUUUGCAUACUCCCCGUUCCCAUCCUCCCUCCGCCCCAACAGACACCGACCCCUGCAAGGGUUCUCCAGUGCUCCCCUGUGGCAUGGGUGCAUGCACCAAGGCACGUGCCCCGUGGGACCCGUCUAUCCUCGUGCCCUCCUGCAAGUGCCCCUUCAAUCUCCCCUCCUUUCAACCUUCACACCUUGCCGGCCUGCCCUCCUGCUUCCCUGAUUCCUUCACGUGUCGCCAGCUCUCCACCAACCCAUGUGCCCCAGGGGUGUGCAUUGAUGACAUAGACGGCACCUUCUCCUGCCUCUGCCCCUCGCCCUACUUCCCCUUCUACUUCUAUCCCAAAGGCACUGCCCGCUGUUACCAUUUGCGAUUGGCUGCGACUCGAAUGCCCACCUUCCUGUCACCCUUCGGCCUCACAUGCGCUCUCAUCCUCAACACCUAUGGGCUUACCCAGGCGGACUUCUUCAGCCAGAACAAGGGGUUCCAGUGCCGAGUGCCCAUCCCUGUAGACACUCUGGUCAACGUCACUAGCCGGGCUUUUUCCCAAUGCACUUCCAUGUACACUGCUAAUUAUGGUGACACGUGUGACUCACUCAACGCCCUCUUCUCCACGCAGGUACAGCCGCUCAACCCCGCCCUCACCUGCUCCGAUGGGCCCAGGCCCGGCCAGCUCCUCUGUGUUGACUUCAACCAGACGUGGCUUGAGGAGGGAAAGACCCGCAUAUCAUGCAAACUGCAAGCCCAAAUCACCCCAGCCGUGACACAAACCGCGCCCACACCCUCACCGAGCCCUCAACCACCCCCUCCUCCGCCUCUUGCCAACUACACGAGCCUAGGUGUGCCCGUGACUGUGCUGCAGGGCCCGCAGAGCUGCCAGCAGCUGUGGCAGGCGUUUGCCAUCGACUCCCCCACGCGCUUCUUCCAGAUGAAUCCCGGGCUAUCAUGUGAUGCACUGCUGCCGUACAGCCCAAUGCGGGGCAAUAUGAUGAGCAAGAUUUGUGUGGCUAGUGUUGACAGCCGACCGUUUUCUGGCAAUACAU